AUGUCUGCCUUCCUCCGCCCCGUCUUUGGCGCCGCCGCCCGCCCGGCCGUCCGCUCUUUCAGCUCUACCUCCGCCCGCGGCAUUGCUCGCGUCCAGAUCAUUGGCAACCUCGCCGACACCCCCGAGCUCCGUGCUACCAGCACCGGCCGUGAGAUGCUUAGGUAUGCUGUCGCCAGCAACUCGGGUCCCCGCAACGACCGCGUCACCAGCUGGUUCAAUGUCAGCUGUUUCGCCGAGGGCAAGCUGCGCGACUUCCUGCUGACCCUCCCCAAGGGAACCACCGUCUUCGUCGAGGGCGAGCUUUCCCUGAGGGCCUGGACCGACGAGGAGGGCCGCAGCAAGACCGCCGUCAACGUUCUUCACCGCAACCUCGAGGUCCUCCGCCGUCCCUACAGCGCUCCCAGAGAGACCCCCGAGGCCGAGGCUGAGACCGAGGGUGAGCACCAGGAGCACCAGGAGCACCAGGAGCACCAGCAGUAA
Messenger RNA from Sordaria macrospora k-hell, 480 nucleotides. RefSeq lists its product as uncharacterized. Gene Ontology annotation, cellular component: mitochondrial nucleoid. Gene Ontology annotation, biological process: positive regulation of helicase activity; mitochondrial DNA replication. Gene Ontology annotation, molecular function: single-stranded DNA binding. The record is from RefSeq and is a predicted model, not a curated record. Lineage: Eukaryota; Fungi; Ascomycota; Sordariomycetes; Sordariales; Sordariaceae.